CCGAACUCGAACCAGUAAAACUCGGUUCAAUUCGGCUUCUGGUAUGGCCUAAUGAAAAUGUAUAGGUAAUAGUAAAGGAAUAAGUAUGAUGAAAAUAAUUUUCAAGCGUUCAACAAAUAAUAACAAGAUUGAACAAAAAAUCACAAAAUAACUUGCAAUGAUUAUCAAAAAAUGAUUGAUAAAACUUGCAAGAGAUUUGACGAAUUAAUAAAAUAUGGUGAACAACAAAUACGUAACAGUUAAAGGAGAUUUUUGUGUAAUCAGGUUAAUAUAAGAGUGUUUUAUAUCUUUUUUGUUAAUAAAAUAUCUUAUUGAUCGAUUGCGAAAAAUUGAUGCCCACAUUCUUAUGUUUAUAUUUUUAUUAUUAGAAGAGAAGAUAUUAUUUAAUAAUAUGUCAUUUGAAAGAUUGACAUGAAUACUCAAGGUUCAUAUAAAAACAUUGAAGUAGAAGUUGUUUUGUGUCUUCAUAUGAACUCAUUUUAUUGUGCCUCAAGCCUUAUGAAAUGCCUUAUAUUAAUCGAAUUGAUUAUUCAAUUUGUCGUAUUCUUACAGAUAUCUUUAUUUUAGGUGGUCUCCAUGAGUGAUUGGAUGCAAAGUUAUUCAGCAUCAAAGAAGUAUUUAUAAUUCUAGACAACAUAUUGAUUUUUUCAAAUAAAAUAACUAUUGUCGAUGUCAAAAUAUUAUGUAUUUCGAUUGUUUUUUAAAUAUUUCGUAAGCAAAAGCACUUACAAUUCUAAGAUUUUCACCAUCCGAAAGGAAACUGUGGACGAAGUAAAAUACUUCCAUAUUAGUUUUUCUAUGCAUUGGUCCAGUGAGACAACUUUCACGAUGGAUGUUGUUCAGAUAUUUUCAAAGACGAUUUUUCAAUCCAACAUUAGCUUCGAUUUAGCCAAUCGAUAAUGAAUAAAUUUUGACUUCAACAAAGCUCAAUUGAAUACUACCAAUUGCUUUUAGUUUCAAUAUAAUGGUUUUUAUAAUUCAUUCUGUACAAUGCUGUGAACAGCAGAUAGAAUAUCAUCUAAAUCUCGUUCUUUUGAGGUCAUAUUACUUCAAAAUUAAAAAUAAAUAUCAUCAUUCGCUGCAAUUUGAUCAAAUAACCCUAAUUUCAUACUUAGGUCUGACCAAACGUUAUGAGAUCUUUAAAUAAAAAUAUAAAGAUAAGAAGAUACUUUUAAUUUUAUUGUAUCAAACGUUGAGGAUAGUUGCCAUGAUUAUUGAUAUCAAGUUCAAUUCUUUCGACACAAUUUAUUAAAAGUUUUUUUGAACUGUUUUUCGAAAAAAUUUUUAGCUACUUUGGAUACCGCAUGAGUAUAUAAUAUUUCAUUUAAUUAAUUAAACUCUCUUCGAUAGAGCUACUUAGUCAAAGAUUAAGUAGUAUUAGGUACAGCAAAUAUGGCUGCUGCGGCAUUAUAUUGAUGCCCUCUUCUGUCAAAUAGUUAAUAGCAUCGGAUGAGUAUGAAGUCAACGAUAAUCCUCAAGCAGUUUUGUACAUUUUGCACUUUAUAUCUCUUUUUGUUUUCAUAUUACAUUUACAAAAGGCUUCAGAUAAUUUUCAAUAUAAUACUUGUAACCUACUGUCAUGCCUUUAUCUACACUUAGGACUAUUUGAUUUAAAACAUAUGUCAAACAAAGUUUGCGUUCAAAUCUAUCUCCAUGAACAAUAAUCUUUGACGAUUCAUCCUCAAUAAGCCAGGUAGAAUCAGAUGACGUAUGAUUAACCUAUAUAAAAUAAAUCUAUACUUCGUCACUAGUACUACUAGAACGCAAGUGACAACAUCUGACAAAACUUCAUUAAAAUUUUAAAACAAAUGAAACAUGAUUAGCUCAUGCGGUAUCCAAGGUAGCCAAUUUUUUUUUUGAAAAACAGUUCGAAAAAACUUUUAAUAAAUUGUUAGAAAGAGCUGAACUUGAUAUAAAUAAUCAUGGCAACUGUCCUCAACAUUUGAUAAAAUUAAAUUAAAAAUAUCUCCUUAUCUUUAUAUUUUUAUUUAAAGAUCUCAGAACUUUUGGUCAGACCUAAGUAAGCGAAAAUAAAAUCAGUUUUGAGAGUCUUGGCUUUAGUUUAAAAAUAAAUAUUAUUCAAAAAAAAACAUUCGAUUGAUUUUAUAUCUUCUAAACCAAAUAUUGAACAAGAAAUAUCAUUAUCUUUAAAAAAAAAGAAUAAAUCUUUGGUCCCUUGAAAAUCCAUAUUUAUAUGAUAUUCAUGUUGAUUUAUAUCAAGCUGAUAUAUUUAUUGAACAUAUUGAUAGUUAUAUCGAUUCUAGACAAAGUUCUCUUUGUUCUAAAAAGGAAAAGAAUUGUCUUAAUAAUAAACCAUAUUUUAUGUUUGAAGUUCUUGAUCAAGAUUAUUGACGUGAUCAUCCAUAUCGAUAUGAUAUAGAACAAAUAAAACACUUAGGUUUUAAUACAAUUAUUGAUGUGAUGCAUCAGGUAUACUUGUUUGACAAGAUGUACCUGCAGAAGAUUCCUUUUAUGGUUAUAAAGUUGAAUUAGAUGCUGAUAAACAAUUACGAUUACAUCAUAAUAAUAGAGGACGAAUGAUUUACCACUAGUUCCAAUAAUAAAUGUAGAAUUAUCUAUAAAUUGGCUAUUGACUAUUGAAAAAAAACUUUGAAUCUAAAAUUCACUUUGAACAUAAAUUAAAAGCAAUGAUUGAUUUUCUUUCAUUUCAUCCAUCAAUUAUUAUUUGGGUAUUAUUUAAUGAAUAAUGGGGUCAAUAUGAUUCAAUAUGUUUAGAAAACAUGAUUGCAGAUCAAGAUUGUUUAAUCAAUACUGCUAGUGGAUGGCAAGAUCGAAUAGGUAUUGGACAUAUCAGAGAUAUCCAUGAUUAUACGAAAUAGAUUUUAUUAUCAUCAUUUGAUGAAAUUUUCUUGGAGUUGUAAUCAUUAUUUAAUGACAUAUGCAUUCAAAUAAUUUAUUCUUAAUCGUUCACUACGUUCAUCAGCUAUGAUUUAUACACAAUUAUCUGAUAUUGAAAAUGAAUUGGAUGAAAUUUUAACAUGUAAUCGAUAAGGAAUUAAAUCUGUGGCUCCACAUGUCAUACGUAUACUAAGAAAUCUUUUUUAUAAUACUAUACCGCAAAACCAUUUUUAGAUAUUUAUAUACAUUCUAUACCGUCAUUAGAUGAUAAUGAAGAUAAAUCUUUUAUACAUAUCAAUGCUUUCUAAAUAAUUUAUGCAUAUUUAUUGAUUUAAAUAAAUAUAUAGUGUUUUAUUGGACAAUGAAAAUAUUUCUUCUUUUACGUUAUCGAGAAGUAGACUUGAUAUUCUAUUACAACGUAGUGCCCUUGUUGAUCCAGUACCAUUUGGUAAACGAGCUGAAAAUAAUAAAAUAGCUGGCUCAACACCAUUAAUUGAUGCAACUAAAUAUAAUCAUCCUGAAUGUGUUAAACAUUUAUUAGUACAUCAUGCUAAUCCAAAUCAUAAAAAUCAUUCGAGUAUAUCAGCAUUAAUACUUGCAGCCGAACUAGGUUACUUUGAAUGUGUUAAAUUACUUGUACAAGCUGAAACUAAUCUAAAAUUAGCACCAAAUGGUUCAGUAGCAUUAAGAUUGAAUUUAUGUGGUCAAACAUCAUUAUUUUGUGCAGCAAAAGAAGAUCGAACGGAUAUGGUUAAAUAUUUAUGA
Messenger RNA from Rotaria sordida, 3624 nucleotides. The record is from the annotation of a GenBank genome assembly. Lineage: Eukaryota; Metazoa; Rotifera; Eurotatoria; Philodinida; Philodinidae.